ACUUCGAAUUUACGGAAGAGAGAUUCUCCAGUCUUCGUCGCCGUUGCUUUUGAAUUUACGAAAAUGGAGAACAAGGUAGCAGCAAGAAGAUUUGAAGGCAAAGUCGCAAUUGUGACUGCUUCGACUCAAGGCAUCGGUCUUGGCAUCGCAGAGCGCCUUGCUUUGGAAGGUGCUUCGGUCGUCAUCUCCUCUCGCAAGCAGAAAAACGUGGAUGAGGCAGUUGAAAAGCUUAAAGGUAAAGGACUACAUGUUCUCGGAGUCGUUUGCCACGUUUCUGAUGCGCAGCAAAGGAAGAAUCUAAUAAACACGACUGUUGAGAAAUAUGGAAAAAUAGAUGUGAUUGUAUCAAAUGCUGCUGUAAAUCCGACUAAUGUGCCCUUGCUGGAAACAAAAGAAUCCAUCCUCGACAAGCUAUGGGAAACAAACGUCAAAGCAUCCAUACUUCUUCUGCAGGACGCAGCUCCUCAUUUGAAGAAAGGUUCAUCGAUUAUUUUCAUUUCAUCAUAUGGUGGUUAUCAACCUCAGCCUAAUAUGGCUAUGUAUGGGGUUACUAAGACGGCCCUUCUUGGUGUCACUAAGGCUUUGGCGGCUGAGUUGUCCCCAAAUGUUCGAGUAAAUGCUAUCGCUCCGGGUCUCGUACCAACUCGUUUUGCAGCUUUCAUAUCCGCAAAUGAAGCCACGAAAAAAUCAUUUGAGAACCAAGCAUUAUUGAAAAGGCUUGGCACACCGGAGGAAAUAGGAGCCGCGGCUGCUUUCUUGGCUUCGGAUGAUGCAUCUUACAUCACGGGAGAAAUCUUAAUCGUGGCAGGAGGAACCACCUCCAGACUCUAGUUCCUUAUUCUACUCAAAUCAAAUCCAUGCUCUUUACCUUUUUACCCUAUGUCUGUACCCUGUUUCAAUGUAAUAUGCUAUUGAAUAUA
Hibiscus syriacus is the source of this 920-nucleotide messenger RNA. Its product is annotated as tropinone reductase-like 3. Lineage: Eukaryota; Viridiplantae; Streptophyta; Magnoliopsida; Malvales; Malvaceae. The record is from RefSeq and is a predicted model, not a curated record. Gene Ontology annotation, molecular function: oxidoreductase activity. The transcript is spliced from 6 exons. Bases 64 to 831 code for a protein of 255 amino acids.